Thrips palmi is the source of this 2428-nucleotide messenger RNA. RefSeq names its product snake venom 5'-nucleotidase-like. The record is from RefSeq and is a predicted model, not a curated record. Gene Ontology annotation, biological process: AMP catabolic process. The transcript has 9 exons. Bases 105 to 2063 code for a protein of 652 amino acids. Gene Ontology annotation, molecular function: nucleotide binding; metal ion binding; 5'-nucleotidase activity. Gene Ontology annotation, cellular component: plasma membrane. Lineage: Eukaryota; Metazoa; Arthropoda; Insecta; Thysanoptera; Thripidae.
GUGUGUGUGUGGUGUUGUCAGCGCGCGAGGGCGUGGUCGGCUUUAAGCGAGCCCAAACCGCACUUGGGUUCAAUUACCCGUGGGCAUGCAGCAGGGCUGAGCCGAUGAGGAUUCACCCAGGACUCGCCCGGGACUCACUCGCAAGCACCGGCCUCCAUUCACGGCCGUUAGCACACGUCGCGAUGCCGAGAGUACUAGCGCUGCUGCUGUGCGCGGCGGGCUGCCUCCAGGGCUGCCUCGCCCUGCCCGCCAAGGUGGUGCAGGCGCCGGCUGAAGGCCUGGAGCUGACCCUGCUGCACGUCAACGACGUCCACGCGCGCUACGAGCAGACCAACAAGCUGUCCGGCACCUGCUCGGACUCGGACGCCAAGGCCAACAACUGCUACGGCGGCCAGGCGCGGAUGGCCACCGUCAUCAAGCAGGCCCGCAAGGACGACGCCAACGUCCUGGUGCUCAACGCGGGCGACACGUACCAGGGGACGGUCUACUUCUCCAUCUUUAAGGCCGACAUCUCCGCCAAGUUCGUGAACCUGCUCCAGUUCGACGCCGUGACCCUGGGCAACCACGAGUUCGACGACCACGUCAAGGGCCUGGUGCCGUUCGUAGAGCAGGUAACGGUGCCCCUGGUGGUGGCGAACCUCGACUACUCCCAGGAGCCAACGCUGGCCGCACUGGAGACGAGCGGCAAGCUCAAGAAGUCCGUCGUCCUCGAGCGCGGCGGCUACAAGAUCGGCAUCAUCGGCUACCUCACCCCGGAGACGAAAUUCCUGGCCAGCCCGGACAACGUCCAGUUCGUGGACGAGGUGGAGGCCAUCACCAAGGAGGCGGCCGAGCUCAAGAAGCAGGGCGUCAACAUCAUCAUCGGCCUGGGCCACUCGGGCUACCAGCGGGACCAGGAGAUCGCCAAGCAGGUCCCCGACAUCGACGUGGUGGUGGGCGGCCACAGCCACUCGUUCCUGUACACCGGCACCCCGCCCGACAACGACGUGCCCGUCGGCCUGUACCCGACGUGGAUCACGCAGGACUCGGGCAGGAGGGUGCCCGUCGUGCAGGCCUACGCCUUCACCAAGUACAUGGGCAAGCUCAAGCUUAAGUUCGACGCCGAGGGCGAGCUGCAGGACCUGCAGGGCGGCCCCAUCCUGCUCAACAAGGACGUAGAGGAGGACCCCGACACGCUGACGGAGGUGCUCAAGUGGAAGGCCGAGCUCAACGACAAAGUGCUGCAGCCCAUCGGCAGGACCGCUGUGCUGCUGGACGGCAGCUGCCGCGCGCACGAGUGCAACCUGGGCAACCUCAUCGCGGACUCGUUCGUCUACGGGGCCGCGGAGUUCCAGCGCCCCGCCACCGGCUGGACCGACGCCCCCAUCGCGCUCGUCAACGGCGGCUCCAUCCGGACCUCCAUCGACGCCUCCACCAACAAUGGCCAAAUCACCCUCAAGGACAUCAUGGAGGUGAUGCCCUUCGACAACCUGCAGGUCAAGCUCAAGCUCCGCGGCAAGGUGCUGAUGCAGGCGCUGGAGCACAGUGUGAGCGAGUACGUCCCCGGGCAGGCCUGGAAGGGCGCCUUCCUGCAGUUCUCCGGUAUCCGCGUGACCUACGACGUGUCCAGGCCGGCCGGGCAGCGCGUGGUGAGCGCCGAGGUGCGCUGCGGCGCCUGCAAGAUCCCCGCCUACAGCCCCCUGGACCCCAGCGAGCUGUACGGCGUCAUCGUCAACGGCUUCAUGGGCAACGGCGGCGACGGCUUCACCAUGCUGGCCGACAACGAGGGCAGCGAGCAGCUGCAGGACACGGACGAGGCCGUGACGCAGCACUACAUCGAGAGGUUCAAGCUGGUGUACCCCGCCGUGGAGGGCCGCAUCACCUUCGUCUCGGCGGACGCGUCCACCACGCCGGUCCCCGGGACGUCCGCCAAGCCGGCGCCCGGGACGUCCCCGAAGCCAGCGCCCGGGACGUCCCCCAAGCCGUCCCCCUCGUCGACCGCCAAGCCGUCCAGCGCCGCGCGGGCCGCCACGCCCGUCGCCGCCCUGGUCGUGGCCGUCCUCGUCUCCCUGCUGUUCCACUAGGACCGACGUGGUCGACGAGAACGACGUCGGCCCGGGAGGGGGGCUUGUAGGGAGAGAGCGAGACUGAAGCGACAUUUUGACUCUUGCAGUGGCGUGGCGACGGCCGCUGCCUCCGUGCCUCGGCUCCGGGGCGGCGGCGCUCGCGCCACUGUGCAUUCCAGUAAUGGUGACCGUUGGCUGUGACUUAAUUUGCUAAGUUCCGUAUUAGUUUCCGGUCAAGGCCGGCAACGCAUUACCGUAUUACCGCUCCGUCCCUAAAAGCCAUCAUCGCGCUAAUGCAGCGCCGAACAAAGCGAAACGACCGGGUUGUGAAAAUAUUGGAAAAACCUCGUCGAAUGUUUAAUAAAGCAGUCUGCAUUCCCGAA